Molecule: messenger RNA, 357 nt
Organism: Porites lobata
Lineage: Eukaryota; Metazoa; Cnidaria; Anthozoa; Scleractinia; Poritidae
Source: the annotation of a GenBank genome assembly
AUGUCUCUAGCAGUGGAGAGAUUCUUGGCCAUUCAUCUUCAUCUCCGAUACCAGAGACUUGUGACUCACAAGCGUGUUGUUACCAUAGUGUUCUCACUUUGGGUUAUAAGUGUGUUCCUUUCGUUGUUUAUGUUUGAAAUUCGGAAAGUCCGCCUUGUUAUUUAUACCACUGUUGAAGUUUUUUGUCUCAUAUCUACUGUAUUGUUAUUCGUGAAGAUUUAUUUAACUGUUAGACGACACUCAAGGCAAAUACAAUCUAUACAACCCGCGGGAGAGCAAAAUAGUGUCCCGCGAAGGAAAAAAUCUGCCGUUGCUACGUUUUACGUGUACCUUAUGUUUUUGGCGUGUUACCUACCA